This is a messenger RNA of Ilex paraguariensis (yerba mate), 2480 nucleotides long. Lineage: Eukaryota; Viridiplantae; Streptophyta; Magnoliopsida; Aquifoliales; Aquifoliaceae. The record is from the annotation of a GenBank genome assembly.
AUGGGUUCGUUGUGUAAGACAACAAACAGUGUUCUUUACCUAUCAACGUGUCUUUUUCUUGCAGAGAUUAGCCUUUCUCUUUCUGCUAAGGUGUAUGUGGUGUAUAUGGGAAGCAGAGGUAGUGAUGACCCAGAUGAGAUUUUGAGGCAAAACCACCAAAUGCUUACUUCUAUUCAUGGAGGAAGUGCCGAGCAAGCCAAGGCAUCUCAUGUGUAUAGUUAUAGCCAUGGUUUCAGAGGCUUUGCAGCCAAGUUAACAGAGGACCAAGCCUCUGAAAUGGCCGAGAUGCCGGGAGUUGUAUCAGUAUUUCCUAAUAGCAGGAGGAGGCUGCACACCACCCAUUCCUGGGAUUUCAUGGGCCUUAUGGGCGAAGAAACCAUGGAAAUCCAAGGCUAUUCCACCAAGAACCAGGAAUUUGGCCUGAAUCCCCAAGUUUUAGUGAUGCUGACAUGCCUCCGGUGCCAACUGGUUGGAAGGGGCACUGCCAAUCAGGGGAAGCAUUCAAUGCUUCAACUUGCAACAGGUUUUAAUCUUUAUAACCGAAAUUUGCCAACCUUUUUCAAAGUUCUUAUGUUUGAUUACUUGGAUUCCCAGCCUCAGCUAAAAUUGUCUUUAUAUAGGAAAGUCAUAGGAGCAAGAUAUUACAUGAGUGGCUAUGAAGCUGAAGAAGAUCAAGUGAAAGUGUCUUUCAAAUCUUCGAGGGAUAGUUCUGGCCAUGGAAGUCACACAGCCUCGACUGCUGCUGGUCGUUACAUGACAAACAUGAAUUAUAAGGGGUUGGCAGCUGGAGGAGCCAGAGGGGGUGCACCAAUGGCCAGAAUUGCAGUCUACAAGACUUGUUGGGACUCUGGAUGCUAUGAUGUGGACUUAUUGGCUGCAUUUGAUGAUGCAAUUAGAGACGGGGUUCAUAUCUUGUCUCUGUCUCUUGGUCCUGAUUCUCCUCAGGGAGAUUAUUUCAAUGAUGCCAUCUCUGUGGGGUCUUUCCAUGCUGCCAGCCAUGGAAUAGUGGUUGUUGCUUCUGUUGGGAAUGAAGCCAUCCAAGGGUCUGCUACAAAUCUUGCUCCUUGGAUGAUUACUGUUGCUGCUAGUUCAACAGACAGGGAUUUCACAUCCGAGGUCAUACUUGGAAAUGGAGCCAACUUCACGGGUGAAAGUCUCAGUCUCCUUCAAAUGACUGCCUCCACAAGAAUAAUAUCUGCUGCUGAAGCUUAUGCAGGAUACUUCACUCCUUAUCAAUCCAGUUACUGUUUAGAGAGUUCCUUAAAUCGAACAAAAGCCAAAGGGAAAGUUCUAGUUUGUCGACAUGCUGGAAGCUCAACAGAAUCAAAGCUGGUGAAAAGCGAGGUAGUUAAAGAAGCUGGUGGAGUUGGAAUGAUCCUUGUUGAUGAAACAGAUAAAGCUGUUGCCAUUCCCUUUGUAAUCCCAGCAGCAAUUGUUGGAAAAAGGAUGGGAAAGAGGAUCUUGUCUUACAUUAACCAUACACGCAAGCCGACGUCAAGGAUUUUCUCCGCAAAAACUAUAUUAGGAUCUGAACCUGCCCCUCGAGUAGCAGCAUUUUCUUCAAAAGGUCCCAAUGCCUUAACUCCAGAAAUUUUGAAGCCUGAUAUCACGGCUCCAGGAUUGAAUAUCCUUGCAGCUUGGUCUCCAGCAAAUGGAAAAAUGCAAUCUAACAUACUUUCUGGAACAUCCAUGGCUUGCCCACAUGUAACAGGAAUUGUAGCCUUAAUAAAAGCUGUGCAUCCCUCGUGGUCUCCUUCCUCAAUCAAAUCUGCAAUCAUGACGACGGCUACAGUAAUGGAUAAGCGUCAGAAACCUAUCACAGUGGACCCUUUUGGAAGAAGAGCAAAUGCAUUUGAUUAUGGAUCCGGCUUUGUUGAUCCAACAAGAGUACUUGAUCCUGGUCUCAUCUAUGAUGCGCAACCAGCAGAUUAUAAAGCAUUUCUUUGUUCCAUUGGUUAUAAUGAGAAAUCACUACAUCUAAUAACAGGAGACAACAGCACAUGUGAUCAAAUGUUUGCAACAGCUUCUGCCCUCAAUUAUCCGUCUAUAACAGUACCCAAUCUGAAGGAUAGAUUUUCUGUAACUCGAACAGUGACAAAUGUUGGGAAGCCAAGAAGUAUUUACAGAGCAGUAGUGUCUGCUCCAGUAGGAAUUAUUGUCACCAUUGUGCCCCGACGAUUAUUCUUCAAUGGCUAUGGGGAGAAGAUUAAUUUCACAGUAAACUUCAAGGUGAAUUCUCCAUCAGAGGGCUACCUGUUUGGAUACUUGUCAUGGAGGAACAGAAAAUCAUGGGUUACUACUCCUCUGGUUGUCAGGGUUUCACAUUCCAAGUUUGGUUUAGUGACAUGAUAUUGAUGGAAUGGAAGGCAUAAAGAUAACACGCAUAGAAAUUGAAACGCCAGUGCAAAUUUAGCAAACUUCCAUAUCAUAGAUGUGAACAAAUCAUCAGUGUCUUUUCGGGUUUUUUUUUUUUUUUUUUU